Molecule: messenger RNA, 3822 nt
Organism: Chiloscyllium plagiosum (whitespotted bambooshark)
Lineage: Eukaryota; Metazoa; Chordata; Chondrichthyes; Orectolobiformes; Hemiscylliidae
Gene: phf19
Product: PHD finger protein 19
Biological process (GO): negative regulation of gene expression, epigenetic
Cellular component (GO): nucleus
Molecular function (GO): DNA binding; chromatin binding
Source: RefSeq, a predicted model, not a curated record
UAAAUCGCGGGAAAGAGAAAAAAUGGCGGCCGAUGGGGCAAGGAGCUGUGAGUGUGACUGCACAUUGUGUCUGUGCCCCCCUAGCAGCACAGGCGACUCCGCUUGACUGAUUGCUCUGUGAAAGGACUUUUGUCGAUCAAGGGGAAGCGGCACUUUCAUCAGAUUGACCACAGUGAAGUGGAAACGUGUGUGUGAGAGAGAGAGAGAGACAGACAGGCAGGCAGAGAGGCAUUAGGAGGAACUGAUGGAGAAAAGUACAUUGGAACCACAACGGAGAGAUGUUGGUGCUAUCUCCAAAUGCAUCCAGAAGAAUUCUAAUAAAUCCCUGCAAAAUGGAGCAGUGUAUAUGGAACAGGAUUGUGCAUUUUCUGAAGGGCAAUAUGUCUUAUCCAGAUGGACAGAUGGUUUGGUCUACCUGGGAAAAAUCAAGAAGGUGAACAAGCAUAAACACAGUUGCCUUUUAGUCUUUGAAGAUAAUUCUGAAUUUUGGAUUUUGUGGAAAGAUAUACAGCAUGCUGGUGUUCCUGGAGAAGAGCCGAGGUGUAACAUCUGCUCGGAGAAGGCAUCUGCACCACCGAAUGAAAUAUUGAUUUGUGGCAAGUGCGGGCUAGGUUACCAUCAGCAAUGCCACAAUCCCAAAGUAGAUAGCACAACAAAUGCAUCCACUUCACCUUGGUUUUGUCGGCAGUGUAUAUUUGCAUUGGCUGUCAGGAAAGGAGGUGCUUUGAAAAAGGGACCACUUGCUAAAGCUUUGCAGAGUGUGAAAAGAGUUUUGCCAUACAACAUGGAUGAACUUAGCUGGGAUUCUCUGCAUAGAACCAACCUACAGCAAUGUUACUGUUACUGUGGGGGACCUGGAGAGUGGUACCUGAAGAUGCUUCAGUGCUGCAGAUGUAAGCAGUGGUUCCAUGAAGCCUGUACCCAGUGUCUGAAUGAAGCCAUGAUGUUUGGAGACAGAUUUUAUUUGUUUGUCUGCUCAGUGUGCAAUAAAGGACCCGAAUAUAUAAAGCGCCUACCCCUUAGAUGGGUAGAUGUCGUGCACCUUGUUUUGUACAAUUUAGGGGUCCGUGGGAAAAAGAAAUACUUUGAUUUUGAAGAGGAAAUAUUAAUAUUUAUUAAUCAAAACUGGUUGAGCCUCCAGCUUGGAAAGCUGACAGAAACAACAGUGCUUGAAAGAAAACAGCAUCUCCUCAAUGCUUUAAACAGCUACAAAAGCCGGUUUAUCUGUGGUAAAGAAAUUAAAAAGAAAAAAUGUAUUUUCCGUCUCCGUACUCGAGUACCUCCAGUUCCUCCAAAUAUUAUUUUGCCAGAGAAUAUUGGCCAGUUGACUGAUAGUGCUUCCAACGAGAUCAAGAGAAGGGGGAAGAAUAUGUUGGUGUUUGCACCUAAGUAUGGUCCCCUACCAGAAGUGCCUCAACCUCGCAGGCGGAGGCUUCCAUUGAAGUGGGGGAUGAAAUGCAAGAAGUCAAACUGGUUUCUGCAGGAUGCUGUUCCAGAGAAUGACUUCUCAACCGCUGAAAGUGCCAGCUACCAUUUGGCGAACAUUUUUGACUUUACUGUAGAUGACAUUCAGAGUUUGAAAAGUGAUCGUUCUGAGGGAACCUUUUACUCUGACUUAGACUCGACAGAUGCAGCAAGUACAUCUGGCUCAGCCUCAACAAGUUUAUCCUGUGACUCUCUAAAGACUAUGGGGAGCCGUAAAAGGAAAGCACCAGUAGAGUAUUCACUGAGCAACAGAAACAAACAGAAGAAAGGCAUUUAUAGUCAUCCAGAGAAUGGAGUGGAUCAGACAGAACAAUCUGUGGAUAAUAAUUACAUUAAUGGCCACACCUUUGAAAGUAUGAGUGAUGAUGAAACCUCCCUUUCCCAUCUUAAGUCCUCGAUCACUAAUUACUUCGGUGCUGCAGGAAGGCUGGCUUGUGGUGAAAAGUUCCAGGUGCUUGCUCGGAGAGUGACUUUAGACAGAAAAGUGCAGUACCUGGUAGAAUGGGAAGGUGCCACUCCCUAUUGAAUUGAAUCACAAUUGGGACUCCAUUUAGUCUGCUUAGCAACAAGCAGACCAGAGCUGAGCAAGCCUCUAUAAACUGCCUCCUGAAGUUUUUUAAAAAAAAAUUACAAUAAACUACAGCAGAGUCACCUUAGUUUCCAGAAACAAACAUUCAAUUGAAGAUAUGAGAUCUUAUUAGGUGCCUGCUGUACUAAUAUAUUGUUUUUAUGAAUGGUACAGAUGAGGCUUUCUGUUACUGUUGAUAGUUAAAUUUUACAUAGUAAGUAUCUGGUUGAAGAACAUUUCCAGAACAUUCUAACUAUCCAGUGGCAAUGAAUGAGCGAUGCAAUCGUGGUAUCGAGCUGUGCACGUGAUUUGCUAUCUCUCAAGUCAGCAGCAAUGAAACUGUCUGUUUUGUUACAUCAAGAAAGUGGGGUUGAUGUAGAAAUUCAGUCAUGAUUGGAUUGAAUGACGAAGCAGGCUCGACAGCUGUUUAUUUUACUGCUGCUGCCAUUUCUUAACUACCAAUACUCAAUUUGGAUUGUUUUGCUGAUGUUGAUGUCAGUGGCUAAUGAGUUGGUUUGCCACCCUGAUAGUCUGUUGUAGAAUUAUGAUUAUAAAGGAGGUUUUAUGCAUUGGGAUGGACAUUAGGCAAUUCGGUUGCAAGUGACUGAAAAGUUAGGUUGAGAUGUGAAUGUUUUGAUUCUACAGAUUUAAGCGGCAACGUUUGAUGUUGCAGUGAGUGGAGAUUUGUGUCGUAGACUGAGAAUGUUUGGAAAAGUGGAAUUAAGCCUUCGCAAAGUUGAUUUUACGUAGGCUCCACUGAACUUGCUGCACUCUUAACUCCUUUUUAUUAAUACAUUUCCAUACACAUCUUUGGUUUAGAACUAUCCCAGCUCAUUAUGUAGCCAGUUGCUAUGUAACUGAUCAAACUACAAGUAGCUUUUGAAAGACUUUUGUAUUGUCCCAGGCCUCUACUGCUUACAUCUUCCUAUUAGCCAGCUUUGCUAAAAGUUUUAUUUUUGGCAAAAAGAAAACCUUGUUUAUUAGAUUGAAAUAUCUCGCUUCAGCGGAUGACGUGAUAUUUAGUUGAGUCUUGCUGCUCUGGAGUGCCCUGUGCCAGGGUACCAACAUGUUCCUUGUUGGGACAGGAAUUUCCAAAAUGGAGAAUAUAUAAAUUUUUAUGCUUGAGAGAAUGUGAAUGGACGGAUAUUUAAGCUGCUGCUCUUGCUGUGUGAGUGUCUUAUUUGUGUAGAAGUCACAUGCCUUGCAGUUUUUAAACUCUUUUUGAGAAAAGGCUUGACAUUCCUCUGCCAACAGUGUAAUUGUAAAGGGCUGAAACUUGUUUCUUUUCACUUCCAAGUUGCUAACUGUGACAUUGUGUGCAGGUCACACUGUGUUAGGUUAUUUCUUCUGUUGCCUUCCUUUGGUUGGGAAUUUAUUUUGUCACUUCACUUUUGUUCCUUCAAAGGUUUUGUUGGCAGGCACUUUAACUUGUGUGUUAGGUUUUGACAGACCUUGAGGAGCCAAGUCCAACUCUCCCAACUUUACCAAGUGUCCUGUAUCUCCACCAUUUGAAACAUUGAAAACAGUGUGGAGUCAUGUUAUAGCACUUCAAAUACUUCAGCUUACAAAACAAAGUAGACUCUGACUAAAACAAAGAUGUGGAGUGGGGAAACCAUUUUAAGCAAUCCAUCGUUUGGGAAACUGACAGGACUGUCAAUGAUCUUCCCUUUUCUAGGUGAGUUUCAGCAGGUUCUUUUAGUCAUAGAGUCAUGGAGAUGUACAGCACAGAAACAGACCAUUCAGUCCAACUGGUGCAUGCUGACCAGAUA